AAGAGACAGAAACUGCAUUUGCAUUGAUGGACACACCUAAGUGCCUAACAUACUCUUUUUAAGUUCAUGAGAUCCUUGCUUUCACCCAUUCACAUGUUAAUACAUCUCCCUUCCUUUUCCACUUAUUUAUUACACUCACCACUCUCUUGCCCUUUUAAACACACCCCUUAAAAACAAGCUAAACUCUACCCUUAUUUCUAAUUUUGUGUUACAUUUUUGGUAAUUAUACUCAAAUUAAAACUAACUAAAAAAAAAUGAUCCAAUCUACUUCAAAACCAUUCAUUAAUCUCUAUCUCCUUUGUUUAUUUUUCACAUUAAUAUUAUUCAUCGCCUUUGUUGAUGGUACGAAUUAUGUUCGUGAAGCAUGUAGCGUUACAAGGUACCAAGACCUUUGUGUUAAGUCCUUGGCUUCGUACUCAAACAACGCGAAACGGAGUCCUAGCCGGUGGGCACGGGCAGGUGUGUCAGUAACCAUCUCCGAGGUUAAGGUAGUAUCACAAUACCUUGACACUACUAGAAAACACGGUCAUAUUCGAGGGACACGAAACAGGGCUGCUCUGGCUGAUUGUGUGGAGUGCAUCCAAGGUGCCCUAGACGAUCUUCAUAAAUCACUAGGAGUGCUUAGAAGGUUAAGUAGUGGUGUGUUUAAGGAGCAAAUGGGUGAUGUUUUGACAUGGUUAAGUGCUGCAUUGACUGAUCAAGACACUUGUAUUAAUGGUUUCGAGGGUGUUCGAAGAGGCCGGAAAAACAAGCAGAUUAGUAUGUUGUGUGACAAGGUUCAAAAUGCUAGUUAUAUUACUAGUAUUGCUCUUGCUCUUGUUAAUAAGCUUGCUACUACUGAAUUGCAAGAUUUGGGUGAUGAUUCUUAAGUUUCUUGGUGUAAUUCGCGGUGUUUAUUGUUGAUUAGUUGAUGAAAAGAUUAUGAAGGUAGAUAAAAGAUCACUUUCAAAGUGAUGUUGGUACCACAUAUAUAUGCAUCUAUAUAGUGUGUUAUAAUAAAGCUUUGAUAAUUGCUUUCAGUUUAGGUUUAUAUGCAUAAAUGUGUGUAGUAUAAUCUAUGGUUGUAAAUGUGUUACAAGUGAACAAAUUCAAGUACUAUAAUUGAUGGACUUUUCUUGCUUGAUUUACUUAUGAAGUUCUGAAAGUCUAAAAUUCAUAGUAAUGUCGAUUGCCAUUGUUUUCUUAAGUGGUA
Messenger RNA from Chenopodium quinoa (quinoa), 1192 nucleotides. Its product is annotated as pectinesterase inhibitor 6-like. Bases 255 to 869 code for a protein of 204 amino acids. The record is from RefSeq and is a predicted model, not a curated record. Lineage: Eukaryota; Viridiplantae; Streptophyta; Magnoliopsida; Caryophyllales; Amaranthaceae. Gene Ontology annotation, molecular function: enzyme inhibitor activity. The transcript has a single exon. Gene Ontology annotation, biological process: negative regulation of catalytic activity.